Alternaria incomplexa is the source of this 1287-nucleotide messenger RNA. RefSeq lists its product as uncharacterized. Gene Ontology annotation, molecular function: protein binding. Bases 1 to 1287 code for a protein of 428 amino acids. Lineage: Eukaryota; Fungi; Ascomycota; Dothideomycetes; Pleosporales; Pleosporaceae. The record is from RefSeq and is a predicted model, not a curated record. The transcript is spliced from 2 exons.
AUGACCCCGUUCUUCCAAUUCUUAGAUCUACCCGGUGAGCUUCGCAACAUGAUAUACGACAUCUGCCUGGACAACGAGAGGACGACAAGGAACCCUGAUAUGACGAAAAGAGUGCGGGUUUAUCGGGGAUCAAUGGGAAGCAAGAGUUUCUUAGACCGCAACAUACGGCAAAAGCGCGUAAAAGAGAUCCGUGCGCGAAAGCCGACCAGAGAACAUAGAGUGCGAGAUGCCGCCCGAAAAGUUGCGCUCGAAAAGAUUGUAGAGAGACGAGUCAAGCUCGCAACUCGUUCGAGGGACGGACUUACAGCUGGCGCCCACGAAGCCUUCUACUUGUACAAACUGGAGCACGACAUGUAUACUUUGCCAUCAAAGAGGGUGACAGAUGGCCAAAACAACCACGACCAAGGCAUAUUCAGGUCGGGCAACAGAACAAUGAAGAAAGGUGUCCUGGAGAUCGAUGUCAGAGGCAACCUAGUCGACGACCUUCCGAUGCUUUCCUAUGUCGAUCGUGCGAUCUUCUCCGAAACCCUGUUCCUCUACUACUCCACGGUGAGAGAAGGUCUGUGGAUCAAAUGGACAGUCCGGAACCUGGACUUCUUCCCAUUCCUGCGAUUCUACCAGGCAUUCACUAGGGGUGAAAACGCGGUCGAGAUUCCACCUUCAAGACUGCACAUUGAGUUCGACAAGGAGAAAGAGGAGACUGAUGACGGCCUACAUGCGAAGAAGUUUGUCCAUGUAAAGAGACUGGUCGAGCUGCACUGGCUGGACGGCUUCCCACUCUGGGGCUGCUUAACCGGGUUAUCUGAUCGUCAAGAUUGCAAGGGACCGUUCGGAGACUACAUGUACUCUGUCCGUCAGGUCGUGGCGUUGUACCGUAUUGACCACGAAGUUUGGAAGUCGCUCUCCGUUGAAUACCUUCGCCGUUGUGAGGCAAUGGGUGAUGACGACGCUUUGGAUAGUAAUCUUGCAACACUAUCCGACCCCGAGCUUGUUGAAGCAGUUAUUGACAUGCUAUGCGGAGCGAUUGAGUACAACCUCGGAUACACAGGCAGCUAUGCACGCAUUGGUCGCGAUCAGACUGAGUGGGAUCAAGACAUCUUCGAAACUUUCAGGUAUAAGGGAUCGCAUGUCAAGACAGCUUAUGAGAAGGAGCAUGCGAUUGUUCGUGUUGUCAGCCUGUAUCGGAAGAAAGUCGACAGGACACUGCGGGAUCGGCUGGGGGAGGUGUGCGAGGAUUGGGAGAGUGUUCCAGAUGACGCGCUCAUCCCUGAAGGGGUGUUGUUGUGA